CUGAGGACAGGACGCCCCAGAACCGGGAGCCUUCCUUCAGGAGACAGGACCCUGGGCCCAGAGCAGCUGCCUCUUUGCUGCAGAGAUUUGGCAGGCCAGGUGACUGGGGUCGGGCGUGGGGGCACUCCAGAUCUGAGCAUUCCUCCCGGUGUCGACAGAGAAGGUCCACGUUAGAGCCCGACGCAGGUGACAGCCUUGCAGGGACCACAGGUUGGCAUGAUGCGUGUGUUUGUGAUUGGAGCUGGUGUCAUCGGGCUGUCCACCGCCCUCUGCAUCCAUGAGCGCUAUCGCUCGGUCCUACAGUCGCUGGAAGUGAUGGUCUAUGCAGACCGCUUCACGCCACUCACCACCACCGAUGUGGCUGCCGGCCUCUGGCAGCCCUACCUCUCGGAGCCCAGCAACCCACAGGAGGCGAACUGGAACCAGCAGACCUUCAACUAUCUCCUGAGCCUCAUCGGUUCUCCCAACGCCGCAAACAUGGGCCUGGCCCUGGUCUCAGGCUACAACCUCUUCCGUGAAGCUGUUCCGGACCCUUACUGGAAGGAUAUAGUUCUGGGAUUUAGGAAGCUGACUGUCAGAGAGCUGGACAUGUUUCCUGAUUACAGCUAUGGCUGGUUCAACACAAGCCUGAUUCUGGAGGGGAGGAAGUAUCUGCAGUGGCUGACUGAAAGGUUAACUGAGAGAGGAGUGAAAUUCUUCCUGCGGAAGGUGGAGUCUUUUGAGGAGGUGGCAAGAGAAGGCGCUGAUGUGAUUAUCAACUGCACUGGGGUAUGGGCUGGGGCGCUGCAACCAGAUCCCCUGCUACAGCCAGGCCGAGGGCAGAUCAUUAAGGUGGAUGCGCCAUGGUUGAAACACUUCAUUAUCACCCAUGACCCCGAGAGAGGCAUCUACAAGUCUCCAUACAUCAUUCCAGGGCUCCAGGCAACAACUCUUGGCGGCAUCUUCCAGCUGGGGAACUGGAGUGAGACAAACAAUAUCCCAGACCACAACACCAUUUGGGAAGGCUGCUGCAGACUGGAGCCCACACUGAAGGAUGCAAAACUUAUCGGUGAAUGGUCUGGCUUCCGGCCAGUACGCCCCCAGGUUCGACUAGAAAGAGAACAACUUUGCUUUGGAUCUUCAAACACAGAGGUCAUCCACAACUAUGGCCAUGGAGGCUUUGGGCUCACCAUCCACUGGGGCUGUGCCCAAGAGGUGGCCAAGCUCUUUGGGAAAGUUCUGGAAGAAAGGAAUUUGCUCAGGAUACCACCAUCCCACCUCUGAAGAAGCUAGUGACCACCGCCUCCCCUCAGUAACUCCCUGCCCCUCCCAGUCACUAAACACUGUGCUCCAUCACUUGCCCCACCCCAGCCCACCCCUGCCUUCUUUCUGCAAGAAGCACAGGUGAGAGGGAACACAAGGUCAGUUCCAAGCAGUGAGUCUGUCUCUUCCGACGGCCGAGGUGUCUCUCGAGUCCACUUAUGUAGUGUCAUUGCUUCUUUCUUCCUCCUAAGGUGGGUGGCAGAAUCUAUUAGCAUAGGAGGGUCACCUGUCUGGAGCAGGACAGCAGACAUGAAGAAGUACAGCCAGAACUGUUAUCCAAUCAAUUCUCCGAGGAAGGAAAGCUCAGAAAAUCCAAGCGGUGAGACAGCUCUGAGUGAGGAGGGAGUGAGGAAGUUCAGUGUGAGGCAGGGUGUGAGGAAGCUCUGAGUGUCGGAGGGUAGGAGGGCUGAGUGUGGAAGGCCUGAGGAGUCUUUGAGUGUGGCAGGGUGUGAGGUAACUCUGAGGGAGGGAGCUCGAAGCUAGGGAGUGGCAACUCUAACGAGCGGGCUCUGGGUGAGGAAAGCUGUGGAAGCUGCUAGUGAGGCAGCGGGUGUGGAAAGCCUGAGUGUGGGGAGCCCUGAGUAAGGCUUAAUGUGAUGCAGCUCCGAGCGAGUGGGGAUGUUGCAAGGUUGGUGCAGUAAGGCCGCAGAAAGCACUUGAGAGAGGGCUGUAACGGAUUUCACGGCCGAAGUCUUUCAGCCACUGUGGUGUGAGGAGGCAGAAGAGAUGAGACAUUGAACAGCAUGUCAUGCCUGCUCCACACCCAUGCUAGAACCACGCUAUCUUGAUUACUUGUAGCUUCGUCCUAAGUUUUAAAAUCCCAGCUGGGAUUUUGAUAGGGAUUUUGUUAAAUUUAUGAGGCCAAUUCUAGGAGUUCUGAUACGGACACCUUAGUAGUUUUAAGUCUUCAGAUUCAUGUUCAUGGCAUGUCUCUAUUUUUUUUAGAUCUUUGAGUUCUUUCAGGAUUGUUUUAUAGUUUGUAAAUGUCUUGGACUCGUUAAAUUUAUUCUGUUUUAUCCUUUUUGAUGCUAUUGUGAGUAGAAUUGUUUAAUUCAGGAAGUGCUCUGUUUUGUGGCAUGUGGGGGUAGGGAUAUUUGAAGUGGUUCAUCAUCAAAUAUUCCUGAUUAAUGGAGAAUGAUUAUAUGUGAUGUAUCUAGAGGUUCAAAUGUCAAGGAAUCAGAAUACAGUAAAGUACCAACAGUGACUAAGUCUGAUUGUAAUCAUGGAAUCUUUGAGGAGCCAGAAGGGCAGAAGGGACUUCAGAAUGUUCUAGAGCUUUGGGAUUGGCCUCCUAUGUGCCUCCCACAGCACUCUGCCUUCCUCCAUUAAUGCCCACAUGGUCUGCGUCCCAAUGUGCAGUGUUUUCUCCACACUACACUAUGAGUUCAUGAAGAUAGGGAUCAUGUCUUAAUUCUUUUCUGCAUCCUCCGUGCUGAAUAUUAUACCAAUAUAUGAUGGAUAUUCCAUAUGCCAUGACAUAACCCAUAACAGUUAUAAUGAACAGACUUGAGAGUUUACCUAUGUGUUGCUAUGGGUUCCCGGCAUACCGGUAAUUAUCAUGACCAAGGCUGCCGUGUUUGUACUUCUUGACCCCACCCCUCCCUGACCCAACCAAUUGGACCAAUGCUGAACUGGACCAAUCGAAAGUGGGACACCGGACAGCUGAGUCAGCUAUGUUUGCAGAGAUGAACCCUGGUGAGCGGAAGCCAUGUGCAAGGUUAGGUACAUGCAGCAGCCACGAGGGGGCAGAAGGAAGCCAGUCUGCAGACAGGGACAGAAACCAGCGCCUCAGAUCCAGAGAGAGGGCUGCCUCAGGCCCUGGUGGCUCUCUAUUUUGCAGUUCCAUUUAUUUCAGAGAACUUUCCAAGGCUGCAAACUGGUUGCCCAUCAACCAAACCUGACCUACAGAUGAAUUUUAUUAGACUCACACAUUUAAAAUUUUAAACAAUCCAACACACUAAAAUUAAAAAGAAUUUUUUUGAUCUAGCAGUCAAUAUUUUGGAGAUUUCACAUAAGAAUGCAGAUUCUUGUCUUGAAAAUCAGGUGACCUCAUGGUACAACAAUAUCAGUUGGAGCUGAGUAGCAGCCACUCCCUUUGGACAGGGCCCAUGCCCUGUACUCUGCCACAAUCUUCCUCUCUUCCUGUUGUUCCUUACACUUCCGUUUCCCAUAUUUAUAUCCCCCAGGAAAUUAACUACUGUUCUGAGUCUUAUUUUACAGUUUUACUUCUUAAAGCUGUUGUAUUCCUUGCAACUAUAACAGCCUUCAUGAGAACUAUGUGUCAGGGUUUCUCUUGGCUAUCUCCCAUCCCACCACCAUUGUCUUCCUUCUCUGUACUAACAGAAUCUCAAUUUUGUGUCCGAGAGGCUCUGGGUACCCCUUGAACCAGUGGGAGGUAGGCCCUUCCUUCCCCAACUAGAGGAUGGCUCAUGCUGGGGUGGGCCUGUGACCCAGGUCUGACUAAUGCAAAGCAAUAGUAAAUCUGCAGAACUUCUCUUUCCAGCCAAAACAACAGACUCUUUAGAAAGAAAACCUGUUGUGACUGCUCCUUCCCCAUUCUACCUCUUUGGAAAAAAAAAACUUGAUGCCUGGCACACUGGCAGCCACUUUGCCACCAUGAGGUUUCACACUUAGGGUCAACGGCUGACAUGCAGAGGAGGGUGGAGAGGGAAAGCAAAAAAAAAAAAAAAAGCUGGGUCCCUGAUGACAUUGUUGAGUUGCUGAACUUUCCCUGGAACUGUCUGACUCUGGGCUUGUUGCUAAAUGAACAAUUAAUACUCUAAAGGGUUAAACUACUAUUGGUUGGUUUUGCUCUUACUCACAGCUCAAAGUUAUUCCAGUCCUUUGAUGUUUAUUGUCAUAACCAAGGAAGACUCCAGACAUCAUCCUUCAAGGCUCUAUGUUGCUUACCAUUAUUUAAAAAUAAUGCAUAUCCAUAUUCAAAGUCCA
Molecule: messenger RNA, 4251 nt
Organism: Odocoileus virginianus texanus
Lineage: Eukaryota; Metazoa; Chordata; Mammalia; Artiodactyla; Cervidae
Source: RefSeq, a predicted model, not a curated record